CAGAAGAAGAAGAAGGAGGAAGAAAGAAAGAAAUAUAUUUAUGCUGAAAAUGCGUCAAUUUUUACCUGCAGUGGCUGAACAACUGUUCCGAGAUAUUCAGAAAUCGUACCAGGAAACGUCUCAAAUUCCUGAUGACCUUCUUAUUCCUAAAAAGCUCUGCCUGUGACUGGAUCUGAGUGGGUGUGGAGUGCAGAAACCACACUGGAUGAUGAGUCUGAAGUUUGUCUUCGGGCCUUGUGCCUUGCAGGCUUUGGACCUUGUUGACCGGCACUCAGUCACCUGUCUGUCAUCCCCCAGUGGACGCAAGGCCUUCCAGGUGAUGGGAGGCUCAGGGUGUUUGUACACCUGUUUUGUGUCCUGUCACUACUGCCCAUGCCCGGCCUUCGCCUACACUGUGCUCUGCAGAAAUGAAGGUCUGUUGUGCAAACACAUCCUGGCCAUCUACCUUUGUCAGGCCAUGGGUGUGACUCAGCAGGCGAGUGUGUCUGAUCAGCAGAUGUCUCUGCUGCUCAGCGAGACAGCAGCCCCAUGGCAUAGGAAUGUUUGGUGCUGUGUGCAGCAGGUUGACCAGUGCCCCCAGGUCCACAGGAACAGCAUGGACCCUACCCCAUGCUAAACAGACAUUUUGGUUCAGCAAGGAGCAGGGAGCCCGGGAACAUGACAGUGAUUCCUACAUCGUCACAUCUCUCUGAAAUAUACCAGAUGUUGCUUUAUUUUUUUUAAGAGUUCUUAAUCUGUUUCCAGGAAUUGGACAUCUGUUCGUGGAAUGUGUGUGCUGUUUUAUUUUUAAGUUCUUCAUUUCUGACGCUGCAUCAAAGAAGUAGUGUGCGUCUGAGUGCUGAAGUUAUUUCAGAACAUUUUUAGAAGAUGACUCUUUUUUUCCCCC
Monopterus albus (swamp eel) is the source of this 886-nucleotide messenger RNA. It is a transcript of the gene zswim7, whose product is annotated as zinc finger, SWIM-type containing 7. Gene Ontology annotation, cellular component: Shu complex. The transcript has 6 exons. The coding region runs from base 206 to 616 and encodes 136 amino acids. Gene Ontology annotation, biological process: double-strand break repair via homologous recombination. Lineage: Eukaryota; Metazoa; Chordata; Actinopteri; Synbranchiformes; Synbranchidae. Gene Ontology annotation, molecular function: zinc ion binding. The record is from RefSeq and is a predicted model, not a curated record.